GUAGCGAAAUACUGUAAAGCCAAGGAAGAGUGUGAGGGAUCAUUCACGUCGGACCCUGGCGGACAUCAUGACCCGUCAUGCUUGGCACUAGUACUUUGAGCCCCUCCACAGCUGUCCGUACCCGUAUCUCGAGAGCACAGAAUCCAUCCCGUGGCACGUCUCCUUUCCUCUCCUCUCCAUCUUCACCAAUAUGAAAGAAGCAGCUCUGCCACCAUGAAGAAAACUCUGUUGCUAUGUUUCAUCCACGGCUUCAAAGGGGAUGAUAAUACCUUUGGAGAUUUCCCGAAGCACCUGCAGAAGCUCCUGACACCUGCGCUGCCCAAGAUCGACAUUCAGACCAUUGUCUACCCAACCUUCGACACCAGAGGGGAUUUGGGAGAAUGCGUUGCCAGAUUUCGAGAUUGGUAUGCCCCCAGCUCUUCCUCUUGGGCUCUGGAGAGUCUGGCUAACCUUCAUCCGCAUCAGGCUCCAGGAAAAGGUUAUUGACAUAGAAGUCAAAUCGCAUACACCCUCCCCCACCGUCGAUCCCAGCGUUCAUGUCAUCCUCAUAGGACAUAGUAUGGGUGGAAUAGUGGCAGCGGAUACCAUUCUCUCCUUGACCAGCGAUCAGCCCGUCGAUUCCUCCUCGGCGAGUUCGACUAUCCAGCCAGCCAACGCAUCUGCGCCACUUAACACUCUUAUGUUCUCAUACGUACGAGGCGUUCUUGCUUUCGAUACUCCAUAUCUAGGCAUAUCUCCAGGAGUUGUAGCACACGGAGCAGAAGGUCAUUACAAUGCUGCAAGCUCAGCUUUAGCACAACUCAGUGGAUUGACAACGGCGAUUUGGGGAACGAAUGCCGCAGCAAAGGCUACCGAAAAUCCAGAGGCGAAAAAGAGCAAGCCACCUGCAGCCCUACCAGCACCUCCGGCACCAGAAAGUGCGUGGGCAAAAUGGGGAAAGCUUGCUCUAGCAGCGGGUGGUGUCGCAGCUGUGGCCGGUGCCGGUGCAACUGCGUUUGUUAAUCGAGAUAGGAUCACGGAAGGAUGGGGAUGGGUCGGCUCGCAUCUUGAAUUUGUCGGGUGCCUGAUGAAAGGAGAGGAACUGCGGAAACGAGUCACUGGGAUGGUCACACUCAAUAAGGAAAUGGACGUUGGUUGGGCCAAUCUUUACACGCGACUUGGCAAGAAAGCUGUGAACAAGGAAACUGGAAGCAUGGUUGGAAGUGUGAUCGGAAACCAGCGAACGUUUUGCAACCUGCCACGCAGUGAUGCGAGAAUAUUUUGGAAGGAAGCAAUCAAUGAUAACGCUGGAGAUGAAGCUAGUGCACACAUGAGUAAGUUCGACUGUCCACUUGUUGGCAAGGUUUUGUGUUGCAGACUAUGCUGCUUCAUAUCUGCCCUUGAAAAGCAGUCUCACUAAUGUCACCUAGCAAUGUUCUUUCCCAAAGAUAACCCCGGAUAUCAAAGCCUUACUGAGUCUGCUAGAAACCUGGUUGUUGGCUGGACUCGUGGGGAAUGGUACGAUUCUAGCUUCGAGGGUCAAAAAGCCCUCAAAGCUAAAGGCGAGAUGCAAUUGGGCUGAAUUCCUAAUAUUCACCACAGCUGUACUAUUCGGACUUUCACGGCCAUGAGAUCGAGCCCACAGCAUUAUUUACAGGCGCCGGAGUCCUUAGAUCGCAUCAAUGCUUCGUCAAUUGGGCUGGCCUGAGUAUUUCGAUCUUACAGGCUUACGGUUCUCACACUGCCUUUCAAAUCAUCAAGCACGCUUGAUAUCCUCUGCUCAAGCUUGCCUACUUGAACGGGGUAUCAACAAAGCUUAUUCAAUAUAUCUGACAUGCUCGCUGAAUCGAACAAACUUGGACUGCCGUUGUAAAGUAUGGAAAUCAGUCUAUCUUGGAUUCCUAGACAAUGGGUCGCUUGCGGAUAUCGAAUGGAAACCCCCACAAAACUUGAGGCAACCGAAUUCAGUUCAUGAGCCAAUGAUACUAAGAAAGCGCUUGAUCAGUUCCACUGUGCAGGAUUCCACCACGAAUACAUCAGUCGUAGCAACAGCAUGACCAAGGAUGGUCGCACUACCUUGAUCGAUCCGAGCUUUGCUAGCCGACUUGGGAGUGCGGUUCUAUUAUUUUUCUUAGGCUAGAUCUACACCGACAGUCAAUUUGGCAUUGGUUCUGAUUUGGCACAACUCGAUCAUGCACAGACUCAAUAUUACUCUUUCUAUCUGUACAACGUACUGUGGUUUCUAGUGGAUAAGUCGUGGUCAGUGAGUAUUGUCAAGGAAGGCACGGUAUGUAAGCUGGGAAGGGAAUAGACUUCAAUAAUUUCACUCAUUGCUUACAUGCGAUAAGAUACCAUCGAGAUCUUGAACUCGUGUAGAAUCCUACUGCAACUUGUCGGUUACGACUUGACAUGCUACUCCACUCGUUCUUAUAGGGUUCCUUCCAACUUUGGCUCAUUGAAUAAUCAUUGAUUACGGAUAUUCCGGCAGCGAUAGAAACAAUUUUGGUUAGUACGUAACAUCAUUGCAUCAAUCGAAAGGACUGGACGUCCAGUACUUAUCACGUUUUCACCCCUGUUUUCAACCCCCUGUCUUACAUCCAAUGACGUUACAAACCCGUGUUCUGGCUGCAAAACAAUAUCAUCUCCCUUUCCUACGCAGACCUGGGCAUGAUAAAUGUUCUAGGUUAUUGC
Messenger RNA from Hymenoscyphus albidus, 2670 nucleotides. The record is from the annotation of a GenBank genome assembly. Lineage: Eukaryota; Fungi; Ascomycota; Leotiomycetes; Helotiales; Helotiaceae.